CUUAAGGUCUGCAUCGUAUGGGCUAUUAUACUUAUUCCCACUGGAAUGUCAAUUUUCAAGAAAAUAUUUUCCCGGGAUUCGUUUUCUAAUGGUGUCAUAUCAAACAGUAAUUUUUGCGCUCUUAAGCCAGACCUUCAGGAACGAUUGUCUAGAGUGAAGUAUAAUCUUAAAUUGGUUAUUCGAGGGGAACGUAAAACUGGCAAAAGUUGCCUUUUAUCCCGCUUGACUGGAGAAGCGUUCUCUCCUACCUAUACGCCAACUGACGAGAUCAAGGUUGCGUGUAUUCUUUGGAAUUAUCAACCAACAAACACGCCUGUUAAGGUUGAUGUUUGGGAUGUGGUUGAUAAAGGGCGACAGAGGGAAGUCAAACAUGGGAACAUUUCAAAUGGAUAUAUUUCAAAAUUAACUAAAAGGAAUCAGUCAGCUACAACUUUGGCAUCUUUAGAUUCAAGCUUUAUCGACGUCUACAAGGGCACAAAUUGUGUGAUUUUGAUUUUUGACCUCACGAAGAGAGCGACAUUUGAGUAUGUGCGUCGUGAGUUGCCCCGAGUACCCUUUUCAGUGCCAGUUCUUGUAGUUGGCAACUUCCGGGAUGCUGCUGCCGGGGGGGAAAAUGGAGGUCGACGAGAAAUUUCAGAGUCUGAUGCUCGAGACUUCAUUCAGCGAGCGAAUAAAGCUCGCCAAGCGGCAGUAUCUACGAUAACCCCUUCCGACGAUUUAUUUCUCUCAGAUUUACGAAAUAUUUACAAGUGGGCGCCAAUACGAUAUUGUGAGACAUCCAUGCAGAAUGGAUUUGGACUGAUGUACAUUCACAGUUUUCUCAAUAUUCCUUUCCUCCAUCUCCAGAGCUCAUACCUUAUUCAAGGACUUGUUACUAAUCGCCAGGCGUUCAACGAAAGUUGUCAACAGCUCGAUUUGGCUGAGGAGAACCAAGAGGUUAUUUGCUCGUAUGAAAAAUUUACUCGAUGGCUGGAAAGUUCUAGGGAUCAGACCUUUCCAAGCAAUCCUCCUCGAGUUCAUCAAGUUCAAACUGCUAUCAAAUCAGUUGAAUCGAAACCUUUAAAAUGUCCUCCCACAAUGGAACCUAUUGUUGGGAAAACUGAACCAGUAUCCAAUGUAUUGUGGCCAUCGGAUCGCGAGGAAGAUCGAUCCCUUCACGAUUUCCUCAACGUUAGCAAUGACGACGGUCCCUCUCAUUCCAUUACUGAUAAACCCUCAUCAGUAUAUACAAGUGUGGACUCAAACGAACCGUUUACCAAUGCCGUCCCCGAAGUAGCAGAUUUUCAGGAAGAUCUGGAUCCUGAUGACACAGCUGAACAUCUUGCAGCCCUUUCCUUCGGUUUAAAUGGAUUUACUGCUUCUCCGCCUCCUCCAGUUCUACAAACAGCAGAUUCCUCCAUGGACGAUGUUGACGACGAUGACGAUGAUCUAAUGAAUGAGGAUAGUGAUGAUGAUGAGGAACAUUUGGGGCCCGCUUUGGGCCUUACUUCUCCCUCCACUCCUCCUCCUCCUAUUGCCAAUGGAAAUGGUCUAUCGUCAUUAUUACAGCUACCACACCAGAAAUUACAACUCACCACUUUGCAAUCAACAUCUAGCUGUCCUUUAUCGUCGUCGUCAUCAUCAUCCAGUAGUAGUAGUAUUUCCAGAGGACUUUCACUGGAAGUUGAUUCAGCUGCUUUCCGAAGAACUUCUAACCAUCCUUCUCCUAAAGCAAGCGUUGACCUAACUACUGCUGAAGAGAUAACCGCUUUUGAACGUUUCUUGGAUGCUGAAUUGGUGAAAGGUGGCAAAAUCGUUGUACACGGUAUUAUAAGUGGCAUUCCUAUUCCCUUUCCCCUGCCUGACAAUAAUCUCUGUCAUUUCCUCAAAUCUGGCUGCAAUGCGCAACCAAACGUACCGACCGAAAUGGACUACAGCCUUUACGUGAAAGAAACAUACCCACCGAUACCCGUUGAAAUAAAAUGGCAAUUGGUGGACGACUUGGGUGUCGAUCUCGUAUGCAUUAAGUUCCCAGCAAAGUUGCAAUCUACAUCUCGUACAGUUAAUACACUGGAUGAAAAUCAGUCGUUGUCCAGGGUUCUAUAUUUUCGAAGAUAUAUGCCCGACAAAGUGUUUAAAUUGUACAGGAAGUGGUUUGCUUAG
Rodentolepis nana is the source of this 2142-nucleotide messenger RNA. NCBI's taxonomy places the organism in Eukaryota, Metazoa, Platyhelminthes, Cestoda, Cyclophyllidea, Hymenolepididae. The record is from the annotation of a GenBank genome assembly.